Poecilia reticulata (guppy) is the source of this 1755-nucleotide messenger RNA. It is a transcript of the gene myf5, whose product is annotated as myogenic factor 5. Lineage: Eukaryota; Metazoa; Chordata; Actinopteri; Cyprinodontiformes; Poeciliidae. Gene Ontology annotation, biological process: skeletal muscle cell differentiation; regulation of transcription by RNA polymerase II; positive regulation of myoblast differentiation. Gene Ontology annotation, molecular function: DNA-binding transcription factor activity, RNA polymerase II-specific; protein dimerization activity; RNA polymerase II cis-regulatory region sequence-specific DNA binding. The record is from RefSeq and is a predicted model, not a curated record.
UCUUUCACCCAGCAACUUUAUCCUCCUUCGUUCUAUCCUGACGCCUUUUCUCUACCAAGCCAUGGACGUCUUCUCCCCAUCCCAGCUCUACUACGACAGAGCUUGUGCUUCCUCUCCAGACAGCCUGGAGUUUGGCACCAGCAUGGAGCUCACGGGCUCCGAGGAGGACGAGCACGUCCGAGUGCCCGGUGCCCCUCACCAGCCCGGACAUUGCCUCCAGUGGGCCUGCAAGGCCUGCAAACGCAAAUCCAGCUUUGUGGACCGCCGGCGGGCCGCCACCAUGCGGGAGCGCCGACGGCUGAAGAAAGUGAACCACGCUUUUGAGGCUUUGAGGCGCUGCACCUCGGCCAACCCCAGCCAGCGCCUGCCCAAGGUGGAGAUCCUGCGCAACGCCAUCCAGUACAUUGAGAGCCUGCAGGAACUGCUGCGGGAGCAGGUGGAGAGCUUUUACGGCCUACCUGGAGAGAGCAGCUCCGAGCCAGGCAGCCCACUGUCCAGCUGCUCUGACAGCAUGGCUGGAAGCAACAGUCCAGUGUGGCAACACCUGAAUGCAAACUACCGUAAUGGCUUUUCAUUUGCAAAGAACGACGGUUUGGAUGACAAAGCCCUCGGCGCCUCCAGUUUGGAGUGUCUGUCCAGCAUCGUGGACCGCCUGUCUUCGGCAGAGUCAGGCUGUGGACCGACCUCUCUGAGGGACCUGCCCACCUUCUCGCCCGGCAGCUCCGAGUCCCAGCCCUGCACGCCAGAGAGCCCGGGCUCCAGGCCCGUCUACCACGUCCUGUGAAGGAAAACCCACGCUUUGAUGUGGAUAGAUUGCCGCGGGGGCACAACAGUUUCUUCAGACACCAGCUGCUCUUGCGACAAAGUGAUAGUAAGAAGAAGUUUUUCGUGCAAAGCGGACAAGGACAGCAAAGUCUGAGGAGCCGUGGCAAAUAUCUUUCAUUCUUUACAUGAGAUUUUGUAAAUAUGUAAUAUAACGCCAAUUUAUUCUACAUGAGCUAUAAUACCCAAUGUGACAUAUUUAAUGUAAUGAUGCAUUAUUCAGUUUUAAAAUAUUUAAAGUGUUAUGUUUUUUUCAGUCCAUGUUGUUGUGUUUAUUAAACUUUAUGUUUAAACGUUCUGAGGGCUUUAAGUUUUCUAUGGCUUAUGAAUUAUUCAAGUUCAGCAGAGUUUCCAGAAAGGCAGAAGCACAUUUGUAGUUUUCAUCUUUAUAUUUGUGUGAUUACCACUCCCCAUUUAGUCUGUUUGCAAAUGUAUUUUCCAGUUCUCAUUACAGAAAAUUUAAAAUGCUCACUUAGAAUAACUGAUUCCUUUGAGUUCUUGGUGCUGUGGCAAAACUGACAGAGUUAAACACAGAGUUUGUCCGUGAUAGUCUCGCCUCUCUACAGCUAACAAGCCUUCAGGAUCACAUUUGAGGUCAGCUGACAUCAUUUGUUAUUUUGUGCUGCUGCGAUCACUCAUGUGGCUUUUCGUUUGUGAAUUAUCUUAAAAUCCAUGUACUCAUUCCAGAAAAAUAAGAAAAAUGCCCCUCGCAAUGUAAUCAAGGAAACAAAUGGAAGUAUCUCACUACUUUUAAGGCGCUGGUGUGGUUUUCUACACUCUGUGUACCUGUUUGCUCUCUCUAACCAAAUGUAAGUCAUCAUUAGCGCCCCUCAUUAUACCACCAGCACUAGUGUGGAGAACAGAUGGCCUCGGAUGGUACUUAUCGGGUGACUUAAGGAGGGGGUGGUCAGGUCUUAUUGGGCUGCAAGUAAG